Messenger RNA from Drosophila takahashii, 3132 nucleotides. It is a transcript of the gene pug, whose product is annotated as pug C-1-tetrahydrofolate synthase, cytoplasmic. The record is from RefSeq and is a predicted model, not a curated record. Lineage: Eukaryota; Metazoa; Arthropoda; Insecta; Diptera; Drosophilidae. Gene Ontology annotation, molecular function: methylenetetrahydrofolate dehydrogenase (NADP+) activity; ATP binding; methenyltetrahydrofolate cyclohydrolase activity. Gene Ontology annotation, cellular component: cytosol; mitochondrial matrix. Gene Ontology annotation, biological process: mitochondrial respiratory chain complex III assembly; tetrahydrofolate interconversion.
GUUGGCUUAAACGGAGCUUACAUUGUCUUGCCAGUUUUCCGAACGUUCAGACAUCUUGGUAACUUAAUUGUUUUCGUGAAAAGAACAUGGCUUCAAAAUUCGCAUAUCAAUUGGAAGUGGAGGAAGUUCUUUUGGAGCAUGACCUUGACGAAGAGUGGCGAGCAGAGCCGGCGGUCAAGAUGAGCGGAGCCAAAAUAAUAUCGGGCACGGCGGUGGCCAAAUCCAUUCGCGAGGAGCUGCGCAACGAGGUGGCGGCUAUGGGCAAACAAUUGGCUGACUUUGCCCCUGGCUUGAGGAUCGUUCAGGUGGGCGGACGCGAGGACUCCAAUGUCUAUAUCCGGAUGAAGAUCAAGGCAGCUACCGAAAUCGGCAUCAAUGCUGCCCACGUCCAACUGCCUCGAUCCAUCACCGAGGGGGAACUGCUCGAUAAGAUUAACGACCUGAACGAGGAUCCGAGGGUACAUGGCAUCAUAGUGCAAAUGCCCCUGGACUGCGACUCUCCCAUCGACUCGCAUCGCAUUACGGACGCAGUUUCCCCGGAAAAGGAUGUUGAUGGACUGCACACGGUAAACGAGGGACGCCUGGCCAUCGGUGACCUUGGCGGAUUCCUGCCCUGCACUCCGUGGGGCUGCCUGGAGCUCAUCCGCCGCUCGGGAGUGGAGAUUGCCGGAGCCCGGGCUGUGGUCCUGGGUCGCAGCAAGAUCGUGGGCACUCCCGCCGCCGAGCUGCUUAAGUGGGCCAAUGCCACGGUCACGGUGUGCCACUCGAAGACCCGCAACCUGGAGGAGAUCACCCGAAGUGCCGACAUCCUGGUGGUUGGAAUCGGCGUGGCUGAGAUGGUCAAGGGUUCGUGGAUAAAGCCCGGUGCGGUGGUCAUCGAUUGCGGCAUCAAUGUGAAGCCAGACGCCAGCAAAGCCAGCGGCACCCGGCUGGUGGGCGACGUGGACUACGAGGAGGCUCUCCAGGUGGCCGGACAUCUGACACCCGUGCCCGGUGGCGUUGGACCCAUGACGGUGGCCAUGCUGAUGAAGAACACCGUGCGAUCGGCGGCCCGUUCCCUGGAGCGUCUGAUCAGGAGCGAGUGGUCCCUGCAGCCACUGCCCCUGAAACCCCUGCGUCCGGUGCCCAGCGACAUUGUGAUUGCCCGCGCCCAGAGGCCCAAGGACAUCGCUGUGCUGGCCAAGGAGAUCGGUCUGCAGGCGCGAGAGGUUUCCCUGUACGGCAACAAGAAGGCCAAGAUCUCGCUGUCGGUGCUGCAGCGUCUGGCGGACAAGGAGGCGGGUCACUAUGUGGUAGUGGCCGGCAUGACACCCACGCCCCUGGGUGAGGGUAAGACCACCACGCUGAUGGGCCUGGUCCAGGCUCUGGGAGCUCACAAGCAGCGGAACACCAUGGCUGCCCUGAGACAGCCAUCCCAGGGUCCCACUUUCGGCAUCAAGGGCGGAGCUGCUGGCGGUGGCUACGCCCAGGUGAUUCCCAUGGAGGAGUUCAAUCUCCAUUUGACAGGCGACAUCCAUGCGGUGUCGGCAGCCAAUAACUUGCUGGCCGCCCAGCUGGACACCCGCAUCUUCCACGAGAACACGCAAAAGGAUAAGGCGUUGUACGAUCGAUUGGUGCCCAAGGUUAAGGGUCAGCGGACUUUCAGCCCCAUUCAGCUGCGCCGUCUCAAGAAACUGGGCAUUACCAAGACCGAUCCGGAUACGCUGACCGAGGAGGAGUACGGAUCCUUCGCACGACUGGACAUCGAUCCCGAGACCAUCAUGUGGGAGCGCGUGGUGGACAUCAACGAUCGGUAUCUGCGAUCGAUUACCGUUGGCCAGUCGCCCACCGAGAAGGGAAUUUCGCGGGAGACCCGCUUCUCCAUCUCGGUGGCCAGUGAGAUCAUGGCUGUGCUGGCGCUAUCCCGCUGCCUGGAGGACAUGAAGCAGCGGCUGGCCGAUAUGGUGGUGGCCUUCGACAGGAAGGGCAAGCCCGUUACUGCCGACGAUCUGGGUGUCACUGGAGCUUUAGCUGUUCUGCUCAAGGAUGCUCUCGAGCCCAAUCUGAUGCAGUCGCUCGAGGGAACUCCCGUGCUGGUGCACGCCGGUCCCUUUGCCAACAUUGCCCACGGCUGCAACUCCAUCAUCGCCGAUGAAAUUGGCCUCAAGCUGGUGGGCAAGGAUGGUUUUGUCUGCACGGAGGCAGGAUUCGGUUCGGAUAUCGGCAUGGAGAAAUUCUGCAACAUCAAGUGCCGCACCUCCGGUCGCAAACCGAACGCCAUGGUGCUGGUGGCCACCGUUAGGGCCAUCAAGAUGCACGGAGGCGGAGCACCUGUUACCCCAGGAGCACCUCUAAACAAGCAGUACACCGAGGAGAACCUGGAGCUCGUCCAGAAGGGACUGCCCAAUCUGCUGCAGCACAUCGCCAACGGCAAGGCCUUCGGCAUGCCCGUGGUGGUGAGCCUAAAUGCCCAUUCGGCGGACACGCCGGCGGAGCACGAGUUGGUCAAGAAGGCUGCUCUGGAGGCUGGAGCCUUCGCCGCCGUGGUCGCGACCCAUUGGGCCGACGGAGGAGCUGGAGCCGUCGAGUUGGCCGAUGCCGUGAUCAAGGCCUGCGAGCAGGGCAACCAGUUCCGACUGCUCUACGAUGUGGAACUGCCACUGCUGGAGAAGAUGAACAAGAUCGCCACGACGAUGUACGGUGCUGGAAAGGUGGUGCUCUCGCCGGCGGCCGAGGAAAAAGUCAAGCGGCUGACGGAGGCGGGCUUUGGCAACCUCCCCAUCUGCAUGUCCAAGGUUUCGGGCUCAUUCACUGGCGAUGCCAAGAUCAAGGGCGCCCCGAAGGGUUUUACCCUGGACGUGGAGGAUGUGUACGUUUCGGCUGGAGCCGGAUUUGUGGUGGCCAUGUGCGGUGAGGUCACCAAAAUGCCGGGCCUUCCCACCCGCCCGGCAAUAUACGACAUCGAUCUGAACACGGAAACCGGACAAAUCGAAGGCCUCUUUUAGGCUGCGCUAAUUCCAAAAUCAUUUGCAUAUCCAAAUUCCAAAAUACUACAAAAUUAUUCGAUUUAAUUGUAUAUAAAUUGAUAUAGAGAUAAGUUUUAAAGUUUUGUGUACUAAAAUAAAUUCUGACGGUUUGUGGUGUCUUUUAAAA